Molecule: messenger RNA, 2008 nt
Organism: Daphnia magna
Lineage: Eukaryota; Metazoa; Arthropoda; Branchiopoda; Diplostraca; Daphniidae
Exons: 1
Coding region: 367-1566 (399 amino acids)
Source: RefSeq, a predicted model, not a curated record
GCGAUCGGAAGAUCGGAUUUAGACGAAGAGUCAUUCGUCGGGAGGCGGUAGGUUACCGUUGUGAGCGAUCGGAAGAUCGGAUUUAGACGAAGAGUCAUUCGUCGGGAGGCGGUAGGUUACCGUUCUGAGCGAUCUGAUGAUCGGGUUUUAGACGAAGAGUCGUUCGUCGGGAGGCGGUAGGUUACCGUUGUGAGCGAUCGGAAGAUCGGAUUUAGACGAAGAGUCGUUCGUCGGGAGGCGGUAGGUUACCGUUGUGAGCGAUCGGAAGAUCGGAUUUAGACGAAGAGUCAUUCGUCGGGAGGCGGUAGGUUACCGUUGUGGGCGAUCUGAGGAUCGGGCUUUAGACAAAUAGUCAGAAGGCAGUAGAUGAGUGGGGGUGCUGGUAGAGCCAGGGGAAGACAACGCCCUCGCGACGAGUUUGGGCGAUUUGCGCCAAGGGUUGAUCAAGCAAUUGUAGGUGGUAUCGUCGAAACCCUCAACCCGAGUAACCUUGUGCGAAGGAACGGGAGUCGAGUGGACGACUGUGUAGGUGUGCCAGGAGGAUUAUCCGGGUGGGAAGACCGUACACGGGUAAUAACGAGAGAAAGUAAUUUGGGGCAACAUAAAGCUAGUAUUAGCGAGGAAGAAACUGUAGCGUGGGCUGACGGCGAGGACAGCUCCAAUUCGGAAAGCAGUGAAGGUGAGUUAGAGUGGGAUUUUGAGGCUUUUCGGCGCAGAUCCUCGGUGGUAAGCGCUCGAUUGCUACGCAGCAGGGCCGCCAGAAAUCCUGUUGUAGCUGGGGUAGUCGCAACCCUUAAUCCCGUAGGGAUGGCGGCCCAGAUUAAAUUCCAGACUCCCCCCACAUUCACCGGGCGGGAUGGGGAAGACGUAGUAAGUUGGAUCCAUCGCUACGAAAAGGUGGGGAGAUACAACCGGUGGGGUGAAAACGAGCUCAGGGACCACAUCGAGCUGUCGUUAGAAGGGGCUGCGGGUAAAUGGUAUGCAUGCAUGGAGGCAUCAGGCAACCUUCCCGCUGCGUGGUCAGACGCACAGGGGCCCCCGGUGGUGGCAGGAGUAAAAUCAGCGCUGUUAACACAGUUUACGCCCGUAAACUAUGUGCAACAUAACGAGGUUAAACUGCGCGGGAGGAAGCAGGGAAUUGAAGAAUCGACCCUAGAAUACUACUACGAUGUGCUCGAUCUAUGCCGUAGGGUAGAUCCGCAUAUGGCUGAGGCCACGAAGCUAGCACGUCUCUGGCAGGGUUUGCGUCCUAGUGUCCUAGAAAAACUAUGGAGUUUAAAGCCCACCAACUGCAAUGAGUUUCUCCAAGAAGUAAAACGCUUCCAGGAAAUGACCGAUCGAGGGAAGCAAUACGAGUGGGCUAUGGGAGUUAUGGGAAGGGAGGAAAGACCCACGCAUGACCCAUCGCAGCAAGAUGCAACGGUAGAAACGAGGUUGGAAAAAAUCGAGAGAAUGCUGGGAGUUAUGGGAAGGGAGGAAAAACCCACGUAUGACCCAUCGCAGCAAGAUGCAACGGUAGAAACGAGGUUGGAAAAGAUCGAGAGAAUGUUGGAGGAAUUAAUGUAGAGAAGAAAAAGAGCGGCGUGAAAGCAGCCGGAGAAGGAGAAGCAGAGGGGAGGACUUGGCCAAGUUGAAGACCCAAUUGGUAGAGAAGAGCGACACUGCAUGGAAAUUCUUCGAUGGCAGGAGCGGUUGACUUGCUGAAAGUGGAAAAAUCCCCCAACUUAUGUUAUUUUAUGAACUCAUGUACUUUUUUUUUUUUUUUCUCUCUCUCUCUCUCGGUUGAUGUUUGGCAAGGUAUUGUCUUUGUAGAGUGUAGAGGGGUCAAAUGUUACCCAUGGUAUGUUGAGUUUUUGGGAUAUAGAGUCUUAUAGGAAAGUAAUAGCGGUCGGGACGACUCGCUAUCUAGGGAGGGAGAUGUCGCGGUUAUUUGAGGCCCCAUGGACUAGUUGUCACGUCCGGCGCUUCUGUAUCGGCUAUUGACCGCAACUCUACCCGAGAUGUCCGG